This is a messenger RNA of Pararge aegeria (speckled wood butterfly), 2157 nucleotides long. RefSeq lists its product as uncharacterized. Lineage: Eukaryota; Metazoa; Arthropoda; Insecta; Lepidoptera; Nymphalidae. The transcript has a single exon. Gene Ontology annotation, molecular function: nucleic acid binding; zinc ion binding. Bases 1 to 2157 code for a protein of 718 amino acids. The record is from RefSeq and is a predicted model, not a curated record.
AUGGGAGAGUUGGAGAUUGUGGGGGGAUCAGAGAAUGGUAUUGUGCAGGGGGGAGUGGGAGUGGUUGAGUUUGGGUUAGGGACAGAUGAGAUAGAAGAAAUGAGUGUGGAAGUGUCUGUAAGGAGUACAGAAGUGGAUAAGGCGAUGUCAGACAGCAGCUUAAUGUCUGAGAAUAGACCCAGAUCGGGAUCUGAGUCCUCUGCAAAUGCAUCUGGCCGUCUAUGGCAGGGGCAAGGUGCAAAGAGACCACGCCUCGAAGAUGAUUUGUUGUCUUCUGAGGAGGAGAGGCCUGGUACGCUAGUGCCCGCUAGAAUAAAAGAUCGUCGACCAACAGUAGAGGAAUAUGUUGGACUGGUUAAAAGCAAGGAGACCCUCAAAAGAGAAGAAAGAGCGGAGCUGCGUAGGCAGGCUGAGGACAAGCUCUUGAGGGAAUCAGUUGUUGCAAAAUUCAGGCGCGAGAUUCGUAAAAAGAAGGAUUCAGUUAGGUCACAGGCGAAAACUAUGACUGCGGCCCAAAUUCAGAAACAAGUACUAGAGGACGUGGCCCUUAUAACGAAAGUGGCUAAAACGUCCACCAACUUAAAAGGGACCUUUGUGCGUGAUUUAAAAGAUGCUGUAGCCUCCAUUACGGAUGCUAUAGAAGUUCUUGGUUCGCGCACCAUUUCGGAAGAGACGCGGCAGCUGCAGAACGACAAUUCUCGACUGCAGGCUGAAAUGGCCAGCCUCCGUUCGGAGAUGGCCCAACUGAGAGAAGAUAUGGAGAGGGUUCGGUCGCAAGGUUCCAUGCACACCUUCUCACAUAAUAAUAAUAUGACUGAGGAGCUGCCCCCUGUUCCGCAGCCUCAGCAAAAAUUGAAAGUCCGACGUGCUAACGCUACGUUGACUGCGUCUUCAAAUGAGGAACUCUGUCGUUCGGUGAUGGUCCAGGUUGGAGAAAUGGUUAAUGCCCGCCUGGCCUCCUUUGAAGACCGACUCCUCCCGGAGAAAAGCCUGAGGCCCCCGCUUGCAGCGGAUAAGAAGAGGCCAAGGAAAACUGCGUCUACUGUCGAUGCUACCAUCCGCGAGAAUGUUCCGGGUCCCAAUAAGCCUACCCAGGAGAAGAAUAAUGUAAGAGAGUCACGACCGGCCCCCACUUGUUUACCUAGCGAAGGACAAUGGGAAAAAGUUAGUAAUAGGAAAAAAAAAGGGAGGAAUAAAAAGAGGAACCGAGACUUGAUAGGGAAAACAACAUUGUUGCGAUCCCAAGAGCAGCCGCAGCAGCAAGGACGCCCGCAGCUCAGACCUCAAGAGAAGUUGGAACGCAAGCUCCGUCCUCCACGAUCAGCAGCCGUGGUCCUCACGCUGCAGCCAGGGGCUGAGGAGAAGGGCGUUACGUAUGCCACAGUGCUCAAUGAGGCCAAGAAAAGAAUUGUCCUUCCUGACCUUGGCAUAACUGCUUUGCGGUUCAAAAGAGCUGCGGCGGGAGGACGAAUUUUGGAAGUGCCAGGAGCUUCCAGUUCUGAUAAGGCAGACUCUCUUGCUCAAAAGCUGAAGGAAAUAAUGAGCGAUGAUGUUGUCCGAGUUUCCAGACCCAUUAAAUCUGUAGAAAUGCGUGUGUCUGGUCUGGAUGACUCUGUUUCUGGCGAAGAAGUGGUGGCUGCUAUAGCGCAGCUUGGCGGUUGUCCAGCUGAGCAGGUGCGGGCUGGUGAUAUCAGAAGCGAUAACACAGGUCUUGGGACAUUGUGGAUUCGUUGCCCAAUUGCAGCUGCCAAAAAGGUAGCUGAGGGUGGAAGGCUCUUAGUAGGCUGGAUUUCAGCACAAGUUAAGGUGCUCGAUGUGCGGUCACAGUUGUGUUACCGUUGUUGGCAAAGAGGACACAUGAAAUCACAAUGCACCAACGAUGUCGAUCGUAGCAAAACCUGUUACCGAUGCGGACAGGAGGGGCACAAGGCGAGAGGAUGCUCUGCUGCACCGCACUGCAGCGUGUGCGCGGCAAGUGGAAAAAUGGCUGAUCACAGAGUGGGCAGUAGUACCUGUGGCCAGUCUAACUCUGGAAGAAGUAAAAAACAGUUGCAGAAAGGCAAGGCUGCCACUGACCCCCGGGUCUCUUCGCAGUCUGUCCACCCGCCCUCAAAUACACGAGCCCGGGAUGAGGAAGCCUCAAUGUCCGAGGGUUAA